Penaeus chinensis is the source of this 6141-nucleotide messenger RNA. RefSeq lists its product as uncharacterized. Bases 1 to 5979 code for a protein of 1992 amino acids. Lineage: Eukaryota; Metazoa; Arthropoda; Malacostraca; Decapoda; Penaeidae. The transcript is spliced from 4 exons. The record is from RefSeq and is a predicted model, not a curated record.
AUGAAAAAGCCAGGUCGAGUCCUUCAUGGAGUGGCCCUCCUCGCCCUGGUCGCGUCGAGCCUCGCCACCUACGGCAGCAGGAUACGGGCUGGAACCUCGGGAGGCGCGCCAGGAGGUUUCGCGGUGGGCGGCGGCGCCAGCAGAGCCUACGCCGGGAGCAGGAGCCUGAGCCUCUCCGGAGGGGCGUCGGGCGUAGGACGCGGCGCAGCGAGCCACGGCGUGCCCUCCACCGGCUCUCCCAGUGCCAUUUCCUUCGUUCAGUUCGGCUCCGCCAAAGCAGGCAGCGGAGUCGGAAGCGCGCGCGGGGGCAGCGCCGGCGGCUUCGUCGGUUCCUUCGGCGUCGGCGGAAGCGCUGGCGUCUUCAGCCCCUCCCUCAGUGGGAGCAGUGGUGGAUAUGGCUCCUCGCUGGCCGGGGGAGGCCUGGGUGGAUCCUUAGGUGGAGCAGGUGGGAGCGGUUCUUCCUCAGGAUCAAGUGGAGGCAGCAGUGGUGGAUUCGGUGGAGCAGGCAGUGGUGGAUAUGGCGGUUCUUCCUCUGGAUCAAGUGGAGGCAGCAGUGGUGGAUUCGGUGGAGCAGGUGGAGCAGGUGGAAGCAGUGGUGGAUAUGGCGGUUCUUCCACUGGAUCAAGUGGAAGCAGCAGUGGUGGAUUCGGUGGAGCAGGUGGAGCAGGUGGAAGCAGCGGUGGAUAUGGUGGUUCUUCCUCUGGAUCAAGUGGAGGCAGCAGUGGUGGAGUCGGUGGAGCAGGUGGAAGCAGCGGUGGAUAUGGUGGUUCUUCCUCUGGAUCAAGUGGAGGCAGCAGUGGUGGAGUCGGUGGAGCCGGUGGAAGCAGCAGUGGAUAUGGUGGUUCUUCCUCUGGAUCAAGUGGAGGCAGCAGUGGUGGAUUCGGAGGAGCAGGUGGAAGCAGCAGUGGAUAUGGUGGUUCUUCCUCUGGAUUAAGUGGAGGCAGCAGUGGUGGAGUCGGUGGAGCAGGUGGAAGCAGCGGUGGAUAUGGUGGUUCUUCCUCUGGAUCAAGUGGAGGCAGCAGUGGUGGAGUCGGUGGAGCAGGUGGAAGCAGCGGUGGAUAUGGUGGUUCUUCCUCUGGAUCAAGUGGAGGCAGCAGUGGUGGAGUCGGUGGAGAAGGUGGAAGCAGCGGUGGAUAUGGCGGUUCUUCCUCUGGAUCAAGUGGAGGCAACAUUGGUGGAUUCGGUGGAUUCGGUGGAGCAGGUGGAAGCAGCGGUGGAUAUGGCGGUUCUUCCACGGGAUCAAGUGGAAGCAGCAGUGGUGGAUUCGUUGGAGCAGGUGGAAGCAGCGGUGGAAAUGGCGGUUCAUCCACUGGAUCAAGUGGAAGCAGCAGUGGUGGAUUCGGUGGAAGCAGCGGUGGAUAUGGCGGUUCUUCCACUGGAUCAAGUGGAAGCAGCAGUGUUGGAUUCGGUGGAGCAGGUGGAAGCAGCGGUGGAUAUGGCGGUUCUUCUACUGGAUCAGGUGGAGGCAGCAGUGGUGGAAUCGGUGGAACAGGUGGAGCAGGUGGAAGCAGCGGUGGAUAUGGCGGUUCUUCCACUGGCUCAAGUGGAGGCAGCAGUGGUAGAAUCGGUGGAACAGGUGGAGCAGUUGGAAGCAGUAGUGGAUAUGGCGGUUCUUCCUCUGGAUCAAGUGGAGGCAGUAGUGGUGGAUUCGGUGGAUCAGGUGGAAGCAGCGGUGGAUAUGGCGGUUCUUCCACUGGAUCAGGUGGAAGCAGCAGUGGUGGAUUCGGUGGAGCAGGUGGAGCAAGUGGAAGCAGCGGUGGAUAUGGCGGUUCUUCCUCCGGAUCAAGUGGAGGCAGCAGUGGAUUCAGUGGAUUCGGUGGAGCAGGUGGUGGCGUUGAUAUGUAUGGUGGGUCAAGUGAAGGCAGCAGUGGUGGAUUAGGUGGAGCUGGUGGAAGCAGCGGUGGAUAUGGCGGUUCUUCCACUGGAUCAGGUGGAAGCAGCAGUGGAUUCGUUGGAGCAGGUGGAAGUAGUAGUGGAUAUGGCGGUUCUUCCUCCGGAUCAAGUGGAGGCAGCAGUGGUGGAUUUGGUGGAUUCGGUGGAGCAGGUGGAAGCAGCGGUGGAUAUGGCGGUUCUUCCUCUGGAUCAGAUGGAGGCAGCAGUGUUGGAUUUGGUGGAGCAGGUGGAAGUGGUGGAGGAGUUGAUAUGUAUGGUGGAUCAGGAGGUGAAGGCAGCAGUGGAUUCGGUGGAUCUUUAGGUGGAACAGGUGGAAGCAGCGGUGGAUAUGGCGGUUCUUCCACUGGAUUAGGUGUAGGCAGCAGCGGUGGAUUAGGUGGAUCCUUAGGUGGAGCAGGUGGAAGCAGCAGUGGAUAUGGCGGUUCUUCCACUGGAGCAGGUGGAAGCAGCGGUAGAUAUGGUGGAGGCAGCAAUGGAGCAGGUGGAAGCAGUGGAUAUGGUGGUUCUUCCUCUGGAUCAAGUGGAGGCAGCAGUGGUGGAUUAGGUGGAGCAAGUGGAAGCAGCGAUGGAUAUGGUGGUUCUUCCACUGGAUCAAGUGGAGGCAGCAGUGGCGGAUUAGGUGGAACAGGUGGAAGCAGCGGGGGAUAUGGCGGUUCUUCCACUGGAUCAGGUGGAGGCAGCAGUGGAUUAAGUGGAGCAGGUGGAAGCAGCGGUGGAUAUGGCGAUUCUUCCUUUGGAUCAGGUGGAGGCAGCAGUGGUGGAUUAGGUGGAGCAGAUGGAAGCAGCGGUGGAUAUGGCGGUUCUUCCACUGGAUCAGGUGGAGGCAGCAGUGGUGGAUUAGGUGGAGCAGAUGGAAGCAGCGGUGGAUAUGGCGGUUCUUCCACAGGAUCAAGUGGAGCCAGCAGUGGAGCAGGUGGAAGCAGUGGUGGAUUCGGUGGAGCAGGUGGAAGCAGCGGUGGAUAUGGCGGUUCUUCCUCCGGAUCAGGUGGAGGCAGCAGUGGAUUCGGUGGAUCUUUAGGUGGAACAGUUGGAAGCAGCGGUGGAUAUGGCGGUUCUUCCACUGGAUUAGGUGGAGGCAGCAGUGGAGCAGGUGGAAGCAGUGGUGGAUUCGUUGGAGCAGGUGGAAGCAGUGGUGUAUUCGGUGGAGCAGGUGGAAGUGGUGCAGGCGUUGAUAUGUAUGGUGGAGCAGGUGAAGGCAGCAGUGGAUUCGGUGGAUCUUUAGGUGGAACAGGUGGAAGCAGCGGUGGAUAUGGCGGUUCUUCCACUGGAUUAGGUGUAGGCAGCAGUGGUGGAUUAGGUGGAUCCUUAGGUGGAGCAGGUGGAAGUAGUAGUGGAUAUGGCGGUUCUUCCACUGGAGCAGGUGGAGGCAGCAGUGGAUUCGGUGGAUCUUUAGGUGGAACAGGUGAAAGCAGCAGUGGAUUUGGCGGUUCUUCCAUUGGAUCAAGUGGAGGCAGCAGUGGAUUCGGUGGAGCAGGUGGAAGUGGUGGCGUUGAUAUGUAUGGUGGAGCAGGUGGAAGCAGUGGUGGAUAUGGCGGUUCUUCCUCAGGAUCAAGUGGAGGCAGCAGUGGAUUAGGUGGAGCAGGUGGAAGCAGUGGUGGAUAUGGCGGUUCUUCCACUGGAUCAGGUGGAGGGAGCAGUGGUGGAUUCGGUGGAGCAGGUGGAAGCAGUGGUGGAUAUGGCGGUUCUUCCGCUGGAUCAAGUGGAGGCAGCAGUGGAUUCGGUGGAGCAAGUGGAAGUGGUGGAGGCGUUGAUAUGUAUGGUGGAUCAAGUGGAGGCAGCAGUGUUGGAUUAGGUGGAACAGGUGGAAGCAGCGGUGGAUAUGGCGGUUCUUCCACCGUAGCAAGUGGAGGCAGCAGUGGUGGAUUAGGUGGAGCAGGUGGAAGUGGUGGCGUUGAUAUGUAUGGUGGAGCAGGUGGAAGCAGUAGUGGAUUAGGUGGAGCAGGUGGAAGCAGCGGUGGAUAUGGCGAUUCUUCCUCAGGAUCAAGUGGAGGCAGCAGUGGAUUAGGUGGAGCAGGUGGAAGUGGUGGAGGUGUUUAUAUGUAUGGUGGAUCAAGUGGAGGCAGCAGUGGAUUAGGUGGAGCAGGUGGAAGCAGUGGUGGAUAUGGCGGUUCUUCCACUGGAUCAGGUGGAGGCAGCAGUGGUGGAUUCGGUGGAUUCGGUGGAGCAGGUGGAAGCAGCGAUGGAUAUGGCGGUUCUUCCUCUGGAUCAGAUGGAGGCAGCAGUGGUGGAUUUGGUGGAGCAGGUGGAAGUGGUGGUGGCGUUGAUAUGUAUGGUGGAUCAAGUGGAGGCAGCACUGGUUUAGGUGGAGCAGGUGGAAGCAGUGGUGGAUUCGGUGGAGCAGGUGGAAGCAGUAGUGGUGGAUUCGGUGGAGCAGGUGGAAGCAGUGGUGGUUAUGGCGGUUCUUCCACUGGAUCAGGUGGAGGCAGCAGUAGUGGAUUCGGUGGAUCCUUAGGUGGAGCAGGUGGAAGUAGUAGUGGAUAUGGUGGUUCUUCCACGGGAUCAGGUGGAGGCAGCAGUGGUGGAUUCGGUGGAGCAGGUGGAAGUAGUAGUGGAUAUGGUGGUUCUUCCACUGGAUCAGGUGGAGGCAGCAGUGUUGGAUUCGGUGGAGCAGGUGGAAGCAGUGGUGGAUAUGGCGGUUCUUCCUCUGGAUCAGAUGGAGGCAGCAGUGGUGGAUUUGGUGGAGCAGGUGGAAGUGGUGGAGGCGUUGAUAUGUAUGGUGGAUCAAGUGGAGGCAGCACUGGUUUAGGUGGAGCAGGUGGAAUCAGUGGUGGAUUCGGUGGAGCAGGUGGAAGUAGUGGUGGAUAUGGCGGUUCUUCCACUGGAUCAGGUGGAGGCAGUAGUGGUGGAUUCGGUGGAGCAGGUGGAAGCAGUGGUGGAUAUGGUGGUUCUUCCACUGGAUCAGGUGGAGGCAGUAGUGGUGGAUUCGGUGGAGCAGGUGGAAGCAGUGGUGGUUAUGGCGGUUCUUCCACUAGAUCAGGUGGAGGCAGCAGUGGUGGAUUCGGUGGAGCAGGUGGAAGCAGUGAUGGAUAUGGUGGUUCUUCCACUGGAUCAGGUGGAGGCAGCAGUGGUGGAUUCGGUGGAUCCUUAGGUGGAGCAGGUGGAAGUAGUAGUGGAUAUGGUGGUUCAUCCACGGGAUCAGGUGGAGGCAGCAGUGGUGGAUUCGGUGGAUCCUUAGGUGGAGCAGGUGGAAGUAGUAGUGGAUAUGGUGGUUCUUUCACUGGAUCAGGUGGAGGCAGCAGUGUUGAAUUCGGUGGAGCAGGUGGAAGCAGUGGUGGAUAUGGCGGUUCUUCCACUGGAUCAGGUGAAGGCAGCAGUGGUGGAUUCGGUGGAACAGGUGGAAGCAGCGGUGGAUAUGGUGGUUCUUCCACUGGAUCAAGUGGAGGCAGCAGUGGUGGAUUCGGUGGAUCCUUAGGUGGAGCAGGUGGAAGUAGUAGUGGAUAUGGUGGUUCUUCCACUGGAUCAGGUGGAGGCAGCAGUGGUGGAUUCGGUGGAGCAGGUGGAAGCAGUGGUGGAUAUGGCGGUUCUUCCACUGGAUCAAGUAGAGGCAGCAGUGGUGGAUUCGGUGGAUCCUUAGGUGGAGCAGGUGAAAGUAGUAGUGGAUAUGGCGGUUCUUCCACUGGAUCAAGUGGAGGCAGCAGUGGUGGAUUCGGUGGAUCCUUAGGUGGAGUAGGCGGAAGCAGCGGUGGAUAUGGCGGUUCUUCCACUGGAGCAGGUGGAGGCAGCAGUGGUGGUUUUGGUGGAGGAGGUGGAAGUGGUGGAGGCGUUGAUAUGUAUGGUGGAUCAAGUGGAAUAAGUAGUGGUAGAUUAGGUGGAGAAGGUGGAAGCAGUGAUAGUAAUGGCGGAUCUUCCGAAAGUAGCGAAGGCGUUGGAUCAAGUGAAGAAAGUAGUGGUGGAUUUGUCGGAUUCGUAGGUGGAGCAGGUGGAAGCAGUGGCGGAUAUGGUGGAAGUGGUGCCUCUCCGGGUGGAGUCGGGCCUGGCAGGGCCGGCGGGGCGAGGGCGGGCCUGGUGUCCUCCGGGGCCUCGAGCGAAGAGGACGCCCCGGGCGGGCUGGCCUCUUCGGCGGCGGAGUCCAGCGAUGAGUGCUAGGCCCACGGCUGGAACAGGGCGCCAGGGCCUUAUGGGGACGAAACAAAUGACAAAUCGCUGUAACGUUAAUACUUGUUAUUGUAAUUUAUGAGCGUAUCAUAUAUGCCAAUAUAUAUUGUUGAUAUCAUAUAACAAAUAAAAUAUUUCAUUUUACUACAAAUA